This is a messenger RNA of Sphaeramia orbicularis (orbiculate cardinalfish), 7433 nucleotides long. RefSeq names its product serine/threonine kinase 17b (apoptosis-inducing) (gene stk17b). The transcript has 7 exons. Gene Ontology annotation, biological process: positive regulation of apoptotic process; protein phosphorylation; intracellular signal transduction. NCBI's taxonomy places the organism in Eukaryota, Metazoa, Chordata, Actinopteri, Kurtiformes, Apogonidae. Gene Ontology annotation, molecular function: protein serine/threonine kinase activity; ATP binding. Gene Ontology annotation, cellular component: nucleus. The record is from RefSeq and is a predicted model, not a curated record.
UCAUGACGUGUCGACAAAGUGUCAAACAGAGGGAUGUAAAGAUGAUCGAAAACUCUCCGGAUAAACUUGUUAACUUCCAGUUUGCCGUAAGCGUAGUGUAGAAACCAUCCUUAUUUGAGUCGCCUGUAGCUGUAGUAUCAUAGAGUAGUUACUGCUGAAUGGUGGAGUUGAGGAAAUUGGUUUAACUUACUUUUGAAUCGCGUCAUGAGAGUCUGGCUAACUUAACGAGCUAACAGGAGCCUGGAGUCGGUAAACUAGCUAAAGUAAACAGUAGCAUUACAGCCGGCUUAGCUAGUUGGAAUAUGUAACUAACACACGGCCGGUAAGUCAGGUAGCCCCUUCGCCUAGUCUUUUCGUUUGUCUGUAGCUAGUGUUGGGAGCCUCAGCCGGCCGGCCGGCUAACGCUAACGUUACCGAGCGGAGGAUGAUGUCUCGGAGGCGGCUGGACAGUCGUAGCGGAAUUUCCGCAGGGCUACUCACCGAAAUUCAGACCUCAAUCACCACGGAGCCACUGGAAAGUGUAUAUGAAAUCACCGGAGAGUUGGGCAGGGGUAAGUUUGCUGUGGUUAAACGCUGUGUGGAGAAAGCCACAGGCAAAGUGUUCGCCGCCAAGUUUCUAAGGAAGAGGAGACGAGGCCGUGACUGCCGAGCAGAAGUCAUCCAUGAGAUGGCUGUUCUAGAGAUGAGCCGUAACAACGCCCGAGUGGUCAACCUACACACAGCCUACGAGACGGAUCAUGACAUCGUCUUACUGCUGGAAUAUGCAGCAGGUGGCGAGAUCUUUGACCACUGCGUGUCUGAGGAACUGCUACCAGAGGUCCAGAUCACCGUCUGAUUAGACAACACUGAGGGAGUCCACCAUCUGCACCAGAGCAACCUAGUCCACUUAGACCUAAAGCCACAGAAUAUUCUCCUGACAAGCCUGUCUCCUCCAGGAGACAUAAAAAUUGUGGACUUUGGCCUGGCACGCAGACUGGGUGCGGUUGGAGAGCUCAGGGAAAUUCUUGGCACACCUGAAUAUGUGGCUCCAGAGAUCCUGAAUUAUGAGCCAAUCACAACAGCAACAGACCUGUGGAGUGUGGGUGUCAUAGCCUAUAUGCUAGUGACGGGUGAGUCUCCAUUCGUGGGGGAUGACAAGCAGGAGACUUAUCUGAACGUGUCGCAAGUCAAUGUGGACUACAGCAGGGAGGCAUUCUCCAGAGUGUCGGAGCUGGCCGUGGACUUCAUCCGCAAGCUUCUGGUCAAAGCUCCAGAGGACCGACCCAGCGCUGCAGAAUGCAUGAGUCACCCCUGGCUGUGGCAGCCACAGCUCUGCCUGAGUCCGGAGCCCACCGCCACCCGCAUCAUCCGAGAGAGAAGCUGCGGCAUCAAAUGGGCCGCCCCACCCGAAGACACCGAAGACAAGGAGAACUUCCUUGAGUCACCCCACUCCCAGGCAAAACGGUUUCGCUUUGAUGAGGAUGCACCACCCACUGCAGGAGAAGGUGACUUUUGAAAAGGCAAACAAAAGGGAGGAAUUGAAGUGUCUGCUCUUUUUCCUCUGAGCUUUUAAAUAGUUUUAAGCCUCCAGAAAACCAGCUGUCACAGUCGUCACUGCCCGUCAGUAUGUAGGUGUUUAUUGAUAUGCCACUAAUGAAUCAACUGAAAGAUGUGCAUUUCAAACCAAAGAUAACCAGCUAAUUUUUGAGAUGCAUCACUGAUCCACGUGUUAAAUGUAAAUAAUGUCAGUUUAACCUGAAGUAUUUAAUAGAUGUUGUCAUUAAAGGUUCAAUAUGUGAGAUUUUCUUGUGCUAGUGGACUUACGUGAAGUUUGUGUUGAAAAUUGUUUGCGUCUAAGUUCUUUAUCAUCUUUGUUCUGCAUCUCUACAGUGGCAGCACAAACUACUCUUUGCUACAAAAGGUUGGUGUUAGAAUAGAUCAGCUGAAAAGCCCCCCUACUCUGCCACUACUCUACUCUGUGAUUGGUUGUUUGGCAGCAUUAGCUGAAUGCUAAUCGACUAGUAUCUCACACUGACACACUCAUCUUGAAACAGUGCAAAUGUACCCACAUAGAGGCGUUUCCCUUCUUCAAGUUAUAAUAUUUGUGUUCUGUUGAUUUGGAAAAUAACGAGCAAACAAGUAAUUUGACACGAUUUGUGCUUCAUUGUCUGAGUAAUUAAAUGUGAUUAGAUCCUGAAGAAAAUUUGACAACAGUACAGAUGUUAAUGUUGGCGUUAGCAUUAGCACUUACAGCAGACUCAGAUCCAUGCUAGCAGCAACUCUGAGAAAUACAGUCAACAUCAGCGCAAGACAGAUUUCAACACAAACCUCAUGUAAGCACCCAAACAUGCUUGACUCUUCUAUAUUGUGCCUUUACAUUCUCUGGUAUUGUUUUAAAGGGCUGCAUAAAUCCACUCCUGGUUGAGUGCUGACUUGUCCCUGUACAGAUGAAGGCUGGUAUGAACUGUUUGAUUGAAAUUCUAUGCAAUACAGCACAUGCAUGUUUUAAAUGUCUUUCUACCAAGAUCCUUAUGGUCUGUUUUUCAUACUCAGAAGAAAAACAGUUUGGCAGAAAUACACCUCAUCCCAUCUAGAUAUGCACUUUUGCAACAAAGAUGUGUGGUCAUGCAUUUAUUUGCAUGCAGAGAGAAAUGGGCACAGAUUGACAGCAGCAUAAUGGCAGAAACCAGACAUUUUCUAAUAGCAUCUCCACUGGUUUUCAAUAGAAGUUAGUAAAAUAUGCUGCUGUUCAUGUCGUGAUCCUAUUUCUCACCACCUGAAAUGUUACAUUUCCCAUUCCAGCUGCACUCUCUCUGCAGAAUUUCACUAAAAAAAUGUUUAACAUUCCUUCUAUAUUAGCCUUCCACCACACCACAAUUUGGUAUUUUCUGUUUUAAAAUGAGCUCAGGGUUUCAGAUUAAAGGUCAGUAGCUCAAGUUCCCUCCCAUCCAGCAUUUAGUGAAAGGAGGCUUGAAUUUAACUCGUAGGGGUUUCGGUACACUGCAUAUCAUUCUGGACUAAGAUUGAAACUGUGUUCAGCAAAAAAACAAAACAAAAAGCAAACAAAAAAGUGACUUGUGUGCUUGUUCACAGGACACACCCGCACUUGCUCAAACAAUUUCCCCUCUGAGCUGUCACUUCCUCUUUGUUCCAGGAACCAGACAUUAGCACUUACUUCAGAAGCAAAUGUAUUGAUCUGAUAAGCUGUUUGUGAAACUUAGGAUGUUUGCCUGUCCUCGAGACUUGUUUUAGUUGUACUUUUUUCAGUUCCUCACCAAAGCCAUCCAGACUGCCCUCAUUAAAAAAGCUCCUGUAGUUUCUCUCGGGUGCCUGAAGUCAUACAUCUAUAGAAGUAUCUGUGUCUUCUGUUGUUUUCAUCUCAGGGCGUGCUGCUCACUUCUCUGCUCAUCUUGUUUUGUAUCUUAAUGUUAUUAUCCUUAGAAGCCUAUUCUUAUUUAUACAUGCUGGACUUAUACUUUAUAUUUUUAUGUAAAUAUUGUGCUCACGUGUCUUUAGUGGAUUGAUGGGAGAAGAUGGGUGAUUUGUUAAAAUGACUGGAUGCUGUCGUCAUUAAUGUGCAUUGAAAAAUCAGCGGGAGCGUUGAAGUAGUGAGAAUAAAGGGAACAGGUUAAUGGGAGGUAAGACAGGUCGAAGAGAUGACGUGGGUAGUGUCAGGGAGAGGGAGGAUGAUGAAAUAUUUAGAAGGAUUGGAAAUGUUUCAGUCCAGGGCUGCGUCAUGUGAUUAAAGUCUCAGAUCCCAAUGCCAGUCAUUUCAUAUCCACCUCAUGCUAUAGAUCACAUUCAGUACAAUGUCUGUACAUAAAGUGUACAUGAAAUGACCACAUGGAGAGGCCUACUGCUCAACACAGUUUAAUGAUUCAACAACAAAUAAAAGAUUCUUACUUAUAUUUGAUUAUAAUUCUCCUUUUAUUUUAAUUUUGAUUACAUUUUUAUGUAAUAAAAAGUUAUUGUAGGAAAUCAAGAGAUCCACUGAUCUGAUCAGGACAGAUGUGAUGCUGAUGUUCAAAGAAGUAAUUUGAUCAAGACAUCGUUAGUUCCAAAGCUUUUAUUAUUUUUACUUUUUUCAUGUGUAGCAUACCAGCUGUUAGCAUGCUAACGCUAAGCUAAAUAUUUAGCUGUAUGUAAUAGCAGGCUAAAAUAUCUCGAUCUCUCCAAGAGGCUGCAUGCAAUAAAAACUCUUAAACCCUGCCCACUCUAUGAGACUUUGGCCAAACUAACAUUCACACAUCCAAUUAGUUUUUCCCAAAUGUGUUUUCAGUUUCUUCACGUACAUGUUGCACCUCAGAGUAUAACUCCACUGUGCUGGUUGGGUCACGUGGUUUAUAUCAGUGAACAGUGAAUUUAACGUAAAUGAAUGACCAUUUCCUGUUGACUCUGGACAUUUACAUACACUUAACCCACUUAAGUAGUCUGACUCACAGUGACUCUAAUCCUAUUUGGGUCUCCAACACUCUCUGAGCUGCAACUACUGAAAAUGCCAAGUUUUGACAAAGACAAAUGUAGCUUUUUGUGGCAGAGGGCUUAGUUUAACAUCACCAAUAUCCGCCCGAAAGACUUCUUUCACAACAGUACUUUGCAGUUCUGCGUCCUCUCAGCGUCGCACAACAUGAGUGUGAUUAUUCCAGAAUGACUUUGGAUGGUGCCAGACCUAUCUCCAGCUCUGGGGCAGUGCUGUGAAGUGUGGAAAUAGGUUUGGAUAUCUGAAAGAAGUCAAUUCACUCAAAUGUCAUGUGAAUAUCAGCUGACAGACUAGUGCAUCCCUUGGAAGUUUUGCUGUAUAGUGUAUGAUUUAGCAUAAUGUAAAAUGAUAGUUGAUGUUUUCCUGUAGUCACAUGACUAGAAUCGCAUGGCACAGCCCUAUGGAAGUGUGAAGGAAGCAUUUAAUGCAGGUGAUUAUAAAGUUUUAAGGAUGAGAUAUGUGAAUAUGGAAGGAUUUAGCAGGGCACAAGGAAGGAUGGAUGAUUCAGUGUAAGGUUGUAGAAUGAGCUGCAGGUCAGUCCUCAGUGACAGAACCACUGUAUAAUGUGAAACACCAGGUGCUAUCGACUCACAGGAUCCGCCUUCUUUAGAUCAAGUCAGACUUGAAUAAAAACAGUACGUUCACCUCUUUCUGGUGCAGCGCAGGCAGCUCUGGCCACUCAAGAACAUUCCUGUUUGCAUGUUGUGAGUUUGUGCCAAACUGAAUGAGAAAAGCACAUUGUGUUUGGUUGGUGCUUGUGGUGGAGGUUUGAUCACCAGCUGGUACAAAGGGUUUUGUGUGACACGUGGGCAUCUCCAGCUUCGCCACCGCUCUCAUCUGCACACUGUCAACCCGACAAACUUAAAAACAAAACUGGAAAAGCACACUGUAAAAAAUGUCAUCUGUAGGUGUGAGCAGUCUGCCGUUUGGUUGUCUCAGGUGUUUUAAGAGCCGGAGCAGAAGCACAUCUCUGUCGCUACUGUUUGAGGAAGUAACUUGAAUCCUAUUUCAUCUCAACCAGGGCUGCACAAUAUGUGGUUUCAGCAUCUCUAGUGCAAUAGUCACAUCACAGGACAUGUGAUGUUGCAGUGUCUAGUUUUUUUCUGGCAGGACACACGCUGUCAAUUCAGACAAAUAUUUGAGGUGUGUCUUACAUUUUUACUGCUUGAAGUUAAAGGAAAAGCUCAUGACUAGUCAGAUUGGAAGUUUCUUGGAUUGCGGGCUUUUAGAUAAUGGCAUAAAGUGUUUAUAUAAGUUGAUAUUAAUAGUUAUCACAACAAAUGAUAAAUAAAUAUUCGUUCAGUUUCAGGUUUAUUUGUGGUUUGAAACUUGUUUAUGAUCUGACCGUGACAAACAGCUUAAAUCUAGAUGGAGCACAUUAAAAACAAUUAGAAUCAAAGAGUUCAAUAUCAAAAUUAAAAUGAAGUUAAACAAAAUAUAGAAAUAGUUUGUAAAACAAAAAAAAUCAUAUUGCAAAAAUUUAUCAGAGUACAAGGGCCACACUGGGGGUAAAACAGUGAUAAAAGGAAAAGAAGAGACUAGGCAAACACUGUAGUAUGAGAAUAAAAGCAAGAAUGAAAUCCAAGUAUUCGGAGGGGACAAAACAUCAUUACAAGUAUCAAAAGAAAAAAGGUAACAUUCUGAAUUUUUGUAAUUAUAUCUGUAUUCAUUUUCUUAAUAGAAUUUAAUGUCAUAUAGCAUCAAAUAACUUCAUCACUGUUGACUCAAACUGAAAUAUUAUUUAUCAACUUGGAAUUUGGACAACACUCCUAAUAUGAAGUUUUUCUCUCAUCUUACAACUCUUUAUCCCAUAAUGACUUUUUUUCCUCAAAAGAAAUGUCUUGAAGUGUACUUUUUUUCUUGAAACUUUAUUUUCAGUGUGACCUAAUUCUUCAUACCAUGUUUUCCCCUCAUUGUGCUCCUAAUACUUUGGGUAAGGUUUGUUUUUUUUUGUUUUUUUUUGCGAAACAUUAAUGCAUUUGUGUUUUUUUCACAUUGCAAUAUAUAUUGCAGAAAUAUACACUAUUGUAAUUAAGGUUGGGCAAUAUUGCCAUUAAAUUAAAUGGAUUUCUCUCAUUAUUAUGGGUGAUUUGUGUUUUUAAUUCAUUUUUUGUCUAAAUGGUUGAGAAUAGGUUUCUUUUUAUAAAUAAAUCAAUUUUAUGAUUUAGUAUUUUUACUUGCAACUUACUGCAGGGAAAAAAAAAACAAAAAAAACAUUGCAGUUUAAGUUUUUUUCUAAUAUUGUGCAGCCCUAACGUAUGGAGUGAAAUCCUUUGAGUGUUUCUCUACAUUCCAGCUCGAAUGACAAGACUUAAGUGUUUAUUGUUGAAGUCGAGUUGUGCAGGAACAACUGAAAUGCUGUGUUUGGUGUUGAGAUGCAGCGUGGUUUUUGUUUCUUUUUUUUUUUUUUUUGGUAGUGCAGUGAUGUCAGGCGGCCCCAGACCCCGUGGCCUCCUCUUCUUCCUGCAGGGUGACGACAUGCUUGAACAGGGCUGGACUGAGCUGCUCGUGUUUGCUGCCAUUGUCUGUCUGUCACUUGAACAUGACUUAUGCUGUGGUGUUGCUGUUGUUAUGUUGCACACGGCUAUUGUUCUGUUAUUUUGAGCUGCCUCGUCUUCUGUGUGUGUGUGUGGGGCCCAUUGUCUGAGCGGGUUGUGUCCUCCUCAAGAAAAGUGGAGCAUCAGUAACACCAGGCCUCUGUUGUCACCACACAUUCCUGUUUGUUUUUACACGCAGACACUGAGGGAUACUGUAAAAACUAGAGUCCGAACCAGCCACAAGCACAAAAACACAUUGAAGAGAUGUAUGUUUAUUUUGUAUUUUAUAUUUUUUUAAUGUAUGAGCGUUCAUUUGAAUUGACUAAACAAAAAAAAGACAUAAUCUGUAUUGUAUUCUGAUCAGCUGCAAGCUAAUAUGUAGGCAUCACAAAGCAAACUGGAAAGCGCAUUAAAGAUUGUAGAAAAUAUGUCAUGGA